GCCUACAAAAAACAGAUAAAACUGAAAAGGAAAAAAGUCCGCCUUCUUCCCCAGCCACCACUGCUGCACUCCCAUACCACUUUGCCAAGAUUUUUAGUAUUAUCGUUAGGAUUUCACACUGUAAAUUAAUCCAAUUAUUAGAUUUGGAAUAGUGAAAUUAUGAAUAAGUUAAUUGAUUUUGGGAGAAAAGCCAUGUUCUACGUAAGGGUUCUUUCGGGCUACGAAGAGCGAAGAAUUCGAUCUUAUCGUUUACAGCUCCAACAACACCUCCAACUGGCACAAGAGAGAAAAGCAGAAAUCAGAAAGGUCCCUGAACAAAUAAUUUUGUCAGAGGUGCGGCGGAUGGUCGAGGAAAUGAAAGCUUUGAAUAAGAAGUUAGACGAAACUGAGGCUGCCAUUGAGGAGUACUUUAAGCCGAUUGACAAGGAAGCAGAGAUGAUAAUGAAAGUACAGCUCGAAGGGGAGGAGAAAACGAUGGAGGAGAUGAUGAAGGCCAUGCAAAAACAGGCUUCUUUCGAGGCAGCUGAGGCAGAAAAAAAUGGUCAUCUGCAAAAUGCAGAUACCGACCAACGUAAUCAGGAGAAAAUGUCCACAAGCAUGCAUACUGAAGUAAGAUAAUUCUACACAAGCUUUUGUCAAGCUUUUAAUGCUUUUUCUUCCCCAAAGAUUACAUGGGGUAUGGCUAAGUGAGAACCACCAAGUGCUAGAAUAACCAGAUUUUGUGAACUUACAGCAUCAGUGUUUGUUUGUUAUGUUGUGUUUGAGCUCCAUAUCAUAGUAUAACCUGAUUGAUCUCUCUCUCUCACAAAUGUGGGGUUUUUGUACUACUAACCAAUAAAUUCCCUAUAGUAGAUUUUUAUUUUUUGUUGA
Molecule: messenger RNA, 870 nt
Organism: Olea europaea var. sylvestris
Lineage: Eukaryota; Viridiplantae; Streptophyta; Magnoliopsida; Lamiales; Oleaceae
Exons: 3
Coding region: 160-618 (152 amino acids)
Source: RefSeq, a predicted model, not a curated record